AAAUAUAACAAAUUAAUAUACGAAAGACAAUAAUAUGAUCUUAAAUUUCAUGCACUAGUCGAAGUUAUAAUUAUGCACGUCUAAUGAUUUUCUUUUAAUUCAAAAAUUAAUUUUUUUCUUCGGAUUUUAAGAACAUUCAUGGAAAUUAUUUCUUCGAGUUAGUGACGGACAUGGUAAGACCAAAUGUUAUUCAGAUUAUCGAUCGAUUUUCAAUUGCUUCAUGGAACUCCAGCAUAAGAGAAGCAGUCAAUCAAGGCCAUGCCCAGAAGGCUCUUAUUCUUUUUCGCCAAUUGAAACGAAACUCUUAUGUACAGCCCAACAAUUUAACUUUCCCAUUUAUUGCAAAAGCUUGUGCAAAGCUCUCAAAGCUGAAGUACUCCCAGAUGAUUCAUGCUAGUGUUGCAAAAUCGCCAUUUUGUUCAGAUGUUUAUGUACAAACAGCUUUGGUCGACAUGUAUGUAAAAUGCAGUAGCUUAGAUCAUGCAUUUGAUCUGUUUGAUAACAUGGCUGAAAGAGAUUUAGCAGCGUGGAAUGUGAUCAUUAUGGGUUUUGCUCAGUUGGGUUUUUUGGAUAGAGUUUCAUGUUUGUUUAAGGGGUUGAGGAUGGAUAACAUCAUGCCUGAUGCAGUAACGAUCAUGGGGUUGACACAAUUGGUGUCUGGGUUAAAGGAUACGAGGUUAUUGAGCUCUGUACAUUGCUUUGGGAUGAAAUGUGGGUGUGCAGGGGAUGUUACCGUUACCAAUACUUGGAUUGCUGGCUAUGCCAGGUGUGGUGACCUGUUCUCGGCUGAGAUGGUGUUUUGUGGUAUUGGCAUCGAUGCUUUGACUGUGGUUUCUUGGAAUGCUAUGAUUGUGGGAUGUGCAUGUGUUGAGGAACCGGUGAAGGCUCUUGGGGUGUACCAACAUAUGCUUCUCGACGGAUUUAGGCCUGAUUUGUGUACCAUUCUUAAUCUGCUCUCCUCAUGUACUCAGCCUGAUUCUUUAUUUUAUGGUAUGCUAAUUCAUGCUCAAGGAAUAAAAGUGGGUUGUAAUGAGAAUAUUGCUGUUCUUAAUACUCUUAUUUCCAUGUAUUCCAAGUGUGGAAAUGUUGACAUGGGAAGAAGUGUAUUUAGUAGCAUGACUGAGAGAACACCAGUUUCAUGGACUGCUAUGAUUGGAGGGUAUUCUGCAAAAGGUGAUUUGGAGGAGGCAUUAUCUAUGUUCCAUGCUAUGGAGGCUUCUGGCGAGACACCUGAUUUUGUUACCAUGAUCCAUUUGAUUUCAGCAUGCGGCCAAAUUGGAGCACUUGAGGUUGGAAAAUGGAUUGAUAAUUACACCAUUUUGAAGGGAUUGAAAAGCAAUGUGAUGGUAUGUAAUGCAUUGCUAGACAUGUACGCAAAAUGUGGAAGUUUAAGAGAUGCUCAGGAACUCUUCGGUACUAUGCAAGGGAAGACUGUGGUCUCUUGGACAACUAUGAUAGCAGGAUAUGCACUAAAUGGAAAAACACAAGCAGCUUUAGAUUAUUUUCAUCGAAUGUUAAAGUUGGGUUUGAAACCAAAUAACGUAACUUUCCUUGCUGUUCUUCAAGCAUGUACUCAUGCGGGUCUGUUGAAUGAAGGGCAGGGAAUUUUUGAUAUGAUGAUUAAAGUGUAUAGAAUAAAUCCCGGACUAGACCAUUAUGCUUGCAUGACUGAUCUCCUUGGACGCCAAGGAAGACUGAAAGAAGCGUUGAACUUUAUUGAAGAUAUGCCUAUCAAACCAGAUGCUGGAAUUUGGGGUGCUUUCCUUUUUGCUUGCAAGAUCCAUCACAACCUAGAGCUUGGCGUGUAUGCUACACAUCGACUUUUGCAACUUGAAUCACAGGCUGCAGCUCCUUAUGUUGAAAUGGCAAAUAUAUACGCAUCAGCAGAAGAUUGGGAUGGGGUUGCUGCAAUGUGGAUGAAAAUGAAACGCAAGCAAGUGACAAAAUCCCCGGGGCAAAGUGCAAUACUGGUGAAUGGAAAACGUUAUUGUUUUACUGUAGAAGAUAGAAACCAUUCUCAGGGCUCUCAAACGUUUGAAACAUUGGAUAGCUUAGUUUCACAGUUGAAAGAUGAAGUACAUUUAUUUUGUACUCCGGAACUUGUGGAUUCAUCAAUUGGCCACGAGCAAACCACAUAAGAAAACUGGAUUGCAGAGAAUUUUGAAACCGUACGAGAGCUAGAUGGAGUAUCAAUCAGAAUCAGGACGGUAACACUAUUGCAAUGAUUAUGCUGAUGCACUCCUGUAAACUACUAAAGAUUUCAAUAUGCUAACCUAUACUCCAUGACAAAGAUAUUCCAGCCUCAGGGGCUGGAGAUUACAUUGCAGCCAUACUUUAUCAGUCUAGGACAGCCUCGUCUGAUUUAUAACUAAAUUUUAUGAUGUCACUUACCAUAAGAAGCAAGAAGGAGAAGAUUGAUAGUUUUUGUGGUUUUUAAUUAUUACGGCCACUUUGAAAGCAAUUACAUUGCCAUACAAUAAUGAAUUGAAAAAGUAAAAAAAACUUUGAAGUACAAGGUCAUACAACGAUCUAUCAUUCAAAUGCUGCUUUUAGCUAUACCUGGUUAUGAUUUUAGUAUAAAAUGGCUAUAAAAGAUGAGUUUCAUGCGUGGUUCACCUCAAGUUGUAACUCAAAUAGGAGGUUUGGGCCGAUACAUGACAGUUCAACGUUUUCUUUAGUUGCAUUCACUGUAUUUCCACCUAAUGUUUAACGGCUGCUUUAACUUAGUGAUUUAGUCUAUCAAUUCCUACAUUUUGUCAUUGGUUUUUGAUGGCUGGCAAAUUUUUGAUGUUUGAGCACAGGUAAUAGAAGCAUUUUAGUGCCAUUACUGAUUUCUUACUGGAACAAAUGGCCCCAUUGUGAAUCUCAACGUCUUUGAACCAGAAACAGAAGCUGUAGCUUGUAUAUAUAUACAGACAGCCAAUUUUGGACAGCAAAUCUUAACUGGACAACCCACUACGGGAGUGGUUGGGAGACGCAAUUAGGAGAAAAGAUCAGAAAUUUUAUCAGAUGAAGAACAAAGAGAACACUCUGAAUCUCCUUGCCGCAAGAUUACAAGUCGAAGAAGUGCAAUGCCAUUACUCCUAAUAAACCAAAAAGGAUAUAUCUAUUCUAUUUGUUCCAAUCCAAAUUAUUUAUUGGCUUUGUAGACAUACAGAUUACGAAUAGUCCUGUAUCUGCGUCUCUUUGGGUUGCAAUUGAUCACACAAUCUUGCAUGAUUUUCUUUGAUGAAGUGAUUUGAACACCAUUUGUAUUACCAUAAUUAUA
Messenger RNA from Olea europaea var. sylvestris, 3268 nucleotides. RefSeq names its product pentatricopeptide repeat-containing protein At4g19191, mitochondrial. Gene Ontology annotation, molecular function: protein binding; RNA binding. NCBI's taxonomy places the organism in Eukaryota, Viridiplantae, Streptophyta, Magnoliopsida, Lamiales, Oleaceae. The transcript is spliced from 2 exons. The record is from RefSeq and is a predicted model, not a curated record. Bases 171 to 2138 code for a protein of 655 amino acids. Gene Ontology annotation, biological process: RNA modification.